Cyanistes caeruleus (blue tit) is the source of this 745-nucleotide messenger RNA. NCBI's taxonomy places the organism in Eukaryota, Metazoa, Chordata, Aves, Passeriformes, Paridae. The record is from RefSeq and is a predicted model, not a curated record.
AGCAUGUCUCUGGAUCCCAGAGGAGGUCUCUCCCUAGCCUGACUGGCAUAGUCGAUCAGAGAUGCCCAGCACAGAUCCAACCCUGCCCCGGAUCUGCGGUGCGGGAGAAGGGCAGGCGUUUGCCUCUGCUCUGCAGCAGCUCUACACUGCAGUGACACAGCAGGAGGCCAAGCAGGCUCGGAAACGGCAUUGCUCUGAGGACAGCGUGGAUACAGCACCCAUUGCAGAAACCACGGAGCACCCCCAUCCACCUGCUCCAUCCCAGGAAGAUGAAACGACAUCUUCCAGCGAGAGAACCUCGCCUCCUCCCCAUCUCAGAAGCCCCAGCUGCCUGCAGCCAAGGCCAAGCCAAAGAAGGCAAAAGGGCUCUUCAGCUGAAAGAUUGCUGAAGGCUCUGCUUCCCCCAGCAUCCAAGAGAUGGAGUGCAGAGCAGCCAUGCAUCGUCUGCCUCUUCUCUGCAUCUCCUGGUGGACCCUACCCAGGUCACGGUCCCCUCCCAAGAUGUCUUCAGUUGGGCAGAUGGAACUCCUUUCUUCAACAGUGUUUCAGGAAACAGCUUUUCUAACUCUUCCCUGGUCCAGAGCUCGCCCAGGCUUCAUCUCAUGGCAGAGCCAGUGCAAGACAUGGGAGAAGUGGGAGGGAUGCUGCCAGUGGGUGUGGGACAGCUGGGGCUCUGGCAGAGCCAAACUGUGGGGUUUGGCUGCUCUUGAGUGGGUUUUCAAUAAAGGGCUGUGUCAGGGUGAGA